Molecule: messenger RNA, 1810 nt
Organism: Aplosporella prunicola CBS 121167
Lineage: Eukaryota; Fungi; Ascomycota; Dothideomycetes; Botryosphaeriales; Aplosporellaceae
Exons: 3
Coding region: 193-1680 (495 amino acids)
Source: RefSeq, a predicted model, not a curated record
AGAGCUUGUUUGGGAAGUUGAGCCGAACAGGCUUUCCAAUUUGAAUUUCCAUAUGCGCACGUAUGCACAUGCGCACGUAACGUGCUAAAUGCGGCCCGUCUCCCGCUACCCCACUUUUACUCUUUUCUAAAACAACCUCCUAACCUCUCCAACAUUCGAAACCCCAGCAGCAACAACAACAAACUCGACAAUAUGGCCUUUAGCUUGCCCAUUUCAACAGCUAAAGAACACGAUGAUAAACGACCGCCUCCCCGCAAAGCAUCUACAUCAUCUCGACGUCCACACAAAUCGCUUACGCCAGAAACUUCUUUCGUCUUCGUGAACCUUCAAGGCGAGAGAACUCGACAUAAACCAAAUUCGAAGGAGAUUCGGAGUCACGUCCAGCUGGUCACACAGGAGAAGAGGCGACGCCGUCAACAAAAAGAGUCAAACGCUGUUACCAAAGAUGGGUCGGUUGUACCUAGUUAUGCUCCGAUCCGGGGAGUAAGCUGGGACCAGGCUGAUCCAUUUGACUGCUUGCCCGCGGAGGGGUCUCCUGCUCUUCGGGAAAUCAUCAAAUACUAUAGUCUGGCGAUAAGUGGAAGCCAAAUCGCUCGAAAAAACCUGAAUUGGGACAACACAAUGUGGAAUCUGCUACGCCAUGAUCAGUUAUCAUUUGUCGUCUUUCUUUUCGGGACGACCUUGGUCCGAGACACAAUCGAAGGGGAAGGAAUGAGCCGACAAUGCUACUCAUACAUACACCGGACUAUGCAGGCUGUUCGAACGAAAUUGCCAGAUAUAACAGAUGCUAGCUCGAUAACGGAUAGCUUUGUAGUGGUUGUCGCAGGGUUGACUUGCGCCACUGCCGCAUAUGGAGACUAUAAUGCAUCAAAAUCCCAUCUACUCGGCAUGCUUACCCUCGUUGCUACUCGAGGAGGGCUUAGAACUUUCGGACGAUUCGCCCAAAGAACCAUCUUAUGGUGCGAAUUUAACAUACGCGCGGCGCUAGUAUCCAUGCCUGCACUCCGCCCUAUUGCCUCAACAUCUGUUCUAUUUCCACCCAACCUUGAAGAGCGUGUCGAUUACCUGCAUCAACAAACCUUGACCCAUUUUCCUGGACUUGUGGGAAGCGAACUCGGCAUCAUUUUUCGACAGCUACACCUAUUGAGCGUUGCUAUAAGUCCACCAUGGGAUGUUGUCGUUGAUAGGGCAGCCGUCAGUGACACUAUCGACGAAACCGAGUACUGUUUGCUUCGAGAGCUUGUUCGCUUGAAGAACGAGCGCGAGCAGAGGGGAUUUACAGAUUGGAUCUACUCAACGGUUGCGCACGUGGCUCAGAUGUACGUUUGGGGGGUUGUAAGCGAUGUGAAGGCCGAGAUGACAAUGAAACGUGAGUUCACCGUUGAACUACGAGACCGCCUAAAUGUCAAGGAUCUUCGAGAGACAUGGAGCCAAUCCGCAUCCCUACAAACACUCUUCUGGGUGCUCUCAGUAGGGUUGUUCCUGGCCUCGAGAUACAGAAACUGCUCCGAUAUGAUUGGUUGGUUUGAAAACCAGAUCGCUGAGCUCCGAAACGACAAUGACCCGUAUUUAAAAUUGAUCAAAGACUUUCCCGGCACCGAAGACUUUUACCGAGAGCAGUCGAGGUUGAUUGAGAGCCAAGGAGCCAUCGGUCGUAUUACAGAAGCGUUUGGUUUGUAGGAUACCCCUUUGUAAAAGCAGUGGCAUAUGUAAGUAAUUUGUAUAAAACAACUACUUUCAACUGAACGCAACAAAGGACUGACACAAAACAGGCUUCUAGGUUUCUUUCAAACAAUCAGUAGAUUCUCAA